Messenger RNA from Rhineura floridana, 2284 nucleotides. RefSeq names its product snail family transcriptional repressor 1 (gene SNAI1). Gene Ontology annotation, biological process: regulation of DNA-templated transcription. The coding region runs from base 428 to 1210 and encodes 260 amino acids. The record is from RefSeq and is a predicted model, not a curated record. Gene Ontology annotation, molecular function: DNA-binding transcription factor activity, RNA polymerase II-specific; RNA polymerase II cis-regulatory region sequence-specific DNA binding. The transcript has 3 exons. Lineage: Eukaryota; Metazoa; Chordata; Lepidosauria; Squamata; Rhineuridae.
GUAUAUCUCUUUCCAAAAGAAGCAUGCGCUUGCUUUGCCAACCCGACCCAGGCAUUCACCGAAUCUGGCUGAGGCUUAACUGGGCAGGCCAAACGGUCCAGCCGCUCCAACAGACCCCGAUCCUCGCCAUUACUUUUCGUUCGGGAAGCACCUGCUAGAUUAAGGCAGGCAAGCCGGACCCCUCCCUGCCUCUGUCAAUUGGCUGCCAAGUGACACCGGGGGGCGGAUCGGCCUCGCCCCCUGCCUCCUGGCCCAUAUUAACUGGUGGCGCUGGCGCUUUGGCCCCUUAGAGCGCAGCACGCCUACGGUUUGCGGGGAGGUUUUGUUAACUUAUUUUAUCCCAAGCGCGCUGAGCAAGCAUCGCCACUCCCGACCACAGCAGCGUUUGGAUCGGAGCCGCCUCCGCGCUGCCAGACUCUCCAGCAAGAUGCCGCGUUCUUUCCUGGUGAAGAAGCAUUUCUCGGCGAGCAAGAAGCCCAAUUACAGCGAACUGGAGAGCCAGACUGUGAUUGUCUCCCCAUUUUUGUACGAGAAGUACCCCCUGUCUGUCAUUCCCCAGCCAGAUCUCCUGAGUGCUGGUUCUUAUUACCCUCCACUUGUAUGGGACACAGGGCUGCUCUCCAAUUUCUUCACCUCUGAGCCGGAGUACAAGAAAAGUGCAGCUUCUCCCCCUAGCCCCAGCUCCAAACCUCUGGACCUGACCUCCCUGUCCAGCGAAGAGGAGGAUGGCAAGACAACCUCAGACCCGCCCAGCCCGGCCUCAUCUGCCACCGAAGCUGAGAAAUUCCAUUGCAGCCAAUGCAACAAGUCCUACUCGACCUUUGCUGGCCUUUCCAAGCACAGACAAUUGCACUGCGACUCCCAGGCCAGGAAAUCUUUCAGCUGCAAAAACUGUGAGAAGGAAUACGUGAGCCUGGGCGCUCUCAAGAUGCACAUCCGAAGCCAUACCCUGCCUUGCGUGUGUAAAAUCUGUGGCAAAGCUUUCUCCAGGCCUUGGCUCCUGCAAGGCCACAUCAGAACGCACACUGGUGAAAAACCAUUUUCCUGCACACACUGCAACAGGGCCUUUGCUGACCGCUCAAACCUCCGCGCCCACCUGCAGACACACUCAGAUGUCAAGAAGUACCAAUGCAAAACUUGCUCCCGGACUUUCUCCCGAAUGUCACUUCUCCACAAACAUGAAGAAACGGGCUGCACUGGGGCUCGCUGAGAGCUCCCACCCCUCCAAAAAAUGCUACAGACUCUUCUCCAUGCAAAUAGUAUUGUAACUAGCAUCUGUUCUGUAGGAAGGUAGUUUUCCCAUUUUGAACUGAGCUGCCAGGACAGCGCGUAUCAAGCUGUUGUUGCUUCCAGAUGUUUCGGGCCUUAAAGCAACAUACAGACUAUUUCUCUUUGUCCUUGAGGCAGUCUUAAAAAUCUGAUUCCAGCCCCUCCCUUGUGUCCCCCCCCCCCGGGCAAGUGGCAGAAUUCUUGGGUUAGGCAGAUUGAGGAUCACACUGUUUCAUCAUAAACUGGUGGCAAGCGUGCUGAUGUUUGACAAGGGUAAGAAUGUUCAGAAAGUGCUCAGCAUCUUCCAGGAUCGAGCCUUGCACCUAGUUGGCCCUAGUUGAGGGGAUGGGCCGAGAAUAGUAGAUUCACAGUUAACUGUUGACCCUAAAUUGAUACGCCUCUAAAGAAGGACAAAAGCAAAGAGUUCACAAGAAAGCCCCCAACUCUCUCUUGCUCUUAGUGUUGUAUAUACACCGCCCCCACCCCCAUAGAAGGUGUAACUAUGCAGUAAUACAGUAUUGCAUUAGUUCUGAGGCAGCUGCUUCUCCGACCAGCACAAUGAUAAUUUGCAAUGCCUCAAAGAUUAACAAUGUCUAUAGAAGGCAUUGGGUAGCUAUUUCAAACGAGACUCCUGUUUACAGAGCAGCUAUGCACUCAAGCACCUGUUAAUAUGACUUCUUUUAACAACUGCUUUUCAAAAGAACUGUGACUAAUAGCAGGCACUUGUCAGGCGAUACAAUAGGAGCCUGUGUAGAGAGGGCUGCCUAUUGACAGGUGUGUGCCAAAAGAACUAUUUAUGGUUAUUGACAGGUGCCUCCUGAAUGCAUCUUUCUUUUGUACAUUGUUUCCACAUCAUAAACAAAAACAAAAACAAAAGAGAAAAGGGUAUGUUUACAUUUCAAAGGUACACUGGUAUUUAUAUAUUUUUGUGCCACGAUUUUAUACUGAUUCAAAACUUUUUAUAUAUAUAAUUAUAUACAAUUUAUUGAUAUUCAAUAAAAUGGUUAAUUUAUAA